Messenger RNA from Trichoplax adhaerens, 837 nucleotides. RefSeq lists its product as uncharacterized. Gene Ontology annotation, molecular function: histone acetyltransferase activity. The transcript is spliced from 7 exons. NCBI's taxonomy places the organism in Eukaryota, Metazoa, Placozoa, Uniplacotomia, Trichoplacea, Trichoplacidae. The annotation marks the transcript as partial. The record is from RefSeq and is a predicted model, not a curated record. Gene Ontology annotation, biological process: regulation of DNA-templated transcription.
GGAACAUCUAGAAUUAAGUGUAUCCAAUUUGGAAGCCACGAGAUCGAGACCUGGCAUGUUUCUCCAUAUCCGGAGGACAUUACUGAGUUAAACAAAAUUUUUAUCUGUGAAUUUUGCCUUCGUUACAUGAAAAGUGCUACUACAUUACAAUAUCAUAUGGGUAAAUGCAAUGUCUAUCACCCACCUGGAAUUGAAAUUUAUAGAAAAGAUAACUUAUCAGUCUUUGAAGUUGAUGGAAAUAAGCAGAAGGAAUACUGUAGGAACUUAUGCUUGCUGGCGAAAUUAUUUCUUGACCAUAAGACUUUGUUUCACGAUGUUGAACCAUUCUUGUUUUAUGUCAUGGCUCAUUAUGAUACCUUUGGCUAUCAUAUGAUCGGCUAUUUCUCGAAGGAAAAGCGAUCAGAAUGUAAUUACAACUUGUCAUGCAUCAUGAUUUUACCCCAAUAUAUGAAGCAAGGCUACGGAAAAAUGCUAAUCGAUUUCAGUUACUUGCUAUCAAGGCUGAAGGACAGAUGUGGGUCGCCUGAGAGACCGCUUUCUGACUUGGGCCUUUUAAGCUAUCGUAGUUACUGGAAAAGUAUUAUUUUACAACAUCUACAACGAUAUAAUAAAGAAGAAAUUUCGUUAAAAGAAAUUAGCCAGGAUACUGCUGUCCAUACCUCUGAUCUGAUUAGUACGCUGCAAUCGCUUGAUAUGCUUAAGUAUUGGAAAGGAAUGCAUUUAAUUCAUAUUAAGGAGGACCUUAUGAAAGAAUUUUCAAAGAAGAAUAGGUGUCGACCUGGAAUUGCUAUUGAUCCUACGGCUUUAAAGUGGUCUACGACAAAUAGCAGAGAAUGA